This is a messenger RNA of Pseudogymnoascus verrucosus, 2265 nucleotides long. It is a transcript of the gene TAH18, whose product is annotated as NAPDH-dependent diflavin reductase. NCBI's taxonomy places the organism in Eukaryota, Fungi, Ascomycota, Leotiomycetes, Thelebolales, Thelebolaceae. The record is from RefSeq and is a predicted model, not a curated record. Gene Ontology annotation, molecular function: NADPH-hemoprotein reductase activity; FMN binding; flavin adenine dinucleotide binding. The transcript has 4 exons. Gene Ontology annotation, cellular component: cytosol. Bases 52 to 2265 code for a protein of 737 amino acids.
CCAUAAGUAAAGCUUUAGAUCCCGUGACAUCCGCCUUCCCUGCCGGCCCUAAUGCAGGUACCGCCGCCGCCGCCGUCGCUCCUUCCUCACCCCGCCAUCCCCCACCAUGCACCUUCCCUUCCCUCCACCGUCCCUUCACUCCACAACACAACCAGCACAACAACCACCACCGCCAUGGCCACCACGGCCCCCGUCCCCAUUCCCAUCCCCUUCCCUCCCACGCGCCACGAGCGCAGUGCUCUGAUUCUGUACGCCUCCGAAACCGGCACUAGCGAAGAUGCCGCGCAUCUACUUGGUGGGAUAGCGCAGCGCCUGCGGUUUGCGACGCGGGUGGCGGCUAUGGAUGGAGCGGGUGUUAAUGUUAACGAACUCCGGAAGUAUACGAUUGUCGUCUUUGCCGUCUCGACGACGGGGCAGGGCGAAUUCCCUGCCAAUGGAAGGAAGUUGUGGAAGUCGCUGCUGAGGAAGAGUAUCCCGGCUGGUUACCUGCGUCACGUGGAUUUUACGACGUUUGGGUUUGGGGAUCAGUCGUAUGUGAAGUUUAACUGGGCUGCGAGGAAACUGCAUAGGCGGCUGCAGCAGUUAGGAGCUAACGAGGUUUAUGCGAGAGGAGAGGGAGACGAGCAGCACGACGAAGGGACGGACGGUGCGUUCAUACCUUGGUCUCUAGGGUUUAAGAAGCACCUCGUGGAGAACUAUCCACUUCCUGACGGGAUAGAACCUAUUCCAGACGAAGAGUUUCUGCCACCAAAGUAUAUUCUCCAGAUCUUGAAUCCUGAGAUCGAUUCUACUACUCCAACGCAAAACACAACAUCUCCCAAGAUGAAUGAAGGCACCAAUGACCCCUGCCUCAAAGAAGGCUUCGAUGCAGCCGAUCUCAUCACGGAUGAGACACCACCCCCAGAUGAUAUCAUCAGCAUCCCUGGCCACAAAGUCCUGACGCUCACAAAAAACAUCCGCAUUACAGCCGCAGACCACUUCCAAGAUGUGCGCCACAUCGUCCUUGAGAUGGAAGGCAACAUCCACUACGAACCCGGCGACGUCCUAACCCUCUUCCCCAAGAACUUCCCCGCCGACGUCAACUCCCUCAUCGACCUCCAGGGCUGGACUUCCAUCGCCGACAAGCCCCUCCAAGUCAUCGACAGCGCCGCCCACCCCACCUCCCCCCCCUUCACAGCCGCAAUUCUCGACCUCUACUUCCCCGUCGGUCGCCCCCCCACCCUCCGCGACCUCCUCACCCACAACCUCGACAUCACCGCCAUCCCGCGGCGCUCCUUCCUCGGCGCCAUCGCGCACUUCACCGACGAAGAGACACACAAGACCAAGCUCCAAGAAUUCUCCAACCCCGCCUACACCGACGAGUACUUCGACUACACCACUCGCCCUCGGCGCUCGAUCCUCGAAAUCCUCCACGACUUCCCCACAGUGCACCUCCCCUUCCAGAACGCCCUAGCCCUCUUCCCCCGCCUCCGCGGCCGCCAAUUCUCAAUCUCCUCGGGCGGCGCCCUGCGCCAGCCAAACGGAAAGGAAACAACCACCUUCCACCUCACCAUCGCGCUUGUCCGCUAUCGCACCGUCCUCCGCAAGGUCCGCCAGGGCGUGUGUUCGCGCUACAUCGCGUCUCUCCAACCUGGCACCCCUCUCGCUUGCACCCUCUCCGAUGGCUCCCUCAACAUCAGCGCCCAGGACUCGCCUAUCCUCCGUCGCCCGCUCCUGAUGAUCGCCCCCGGCACUGGCGUGGCGCCUAUGCGCAGCUUGAUCUGGGAGCGCUCGCUUGUGCUCGAGCAGGAGGAUGAGUUGCGCUCCAUCGAGUGCGGGAGCGAGAACAGCUACGAGGGAGCUCCGCGCGCCAAGACGGUUUUGAUCUUCGGUGGACGCAACAGGAACGGCGAUUUCCUAUACGAGCACGAGUGGCGCGACUACAAGCUCGGUGUCGAAGUCCUCGCGGCGUGGAGCCGCGACCAGCGCGAGAAAGUGUAUGUCCAGGACGUGAUUCGUCGCGAGGCGGCGCUGGUGUGGGCGAUGCUGAGGCCGUGGGAGAUGGUGAGGGGCGGGGAUAUGCAUGAUGCGGAGAGGGGGGGUGAUCCGAAUUGGACGGGGGAUGGGACGGUGAUUGUGUGUGGGAGCUCGGGAAAGAUGCCGGUGGCGGUUAGGAAGGCGAUUGUGGAUGUGUUUGAGUUGGGGUUUGGGGGGGAUAAGGAGAGGGCGGAGCAGGGGGUUAGGUUGUUGGAGAGGGAGGGGAGGUAUUUGCAGGAGACUUGGUAG